Messenger RNA from Hydatigera taeniaeformis, 1065 nucleotides. The record is from the annotation of a GenBank genome assembly. Lineage: Eukaryota; Metazoa; Platyhelminthes; Cestoda; Cyclophyllidea; Taeniidae.
AUGUCGCGUAGUUGUGGUGCGGGUUUUAGGCAUUGGCGUGAGCGCAAAAAGUCUCUCACGCCCUGGCUUAUUGGGCUUCGAAAUCCUGAACUGGUUAGAGAAUUGGUUGAUGUCAUACCCUUCAUUUAUUUAUGCUGCAAGCUAUCUGUUUGUGAACAGUCUUGGGCAGCUCAGCCUGAAAAUCCAAAGGCAGUGGUAGUGAAGACUAGUGAUUUCCUGAGAUUAUGUGAUGGCCAAUUUUGGAUUGAACUUUUGUUAGAUGGAAGUAUUAAGGAACGAUUGGUUUGUGGGUGGGAUUGUUUCGUUGCUCAUGCAAAUGAAGUAAAGUUUGUUAAGGAAACGCAUUGCCUUGCAGAAGCCUUCGGUUCAAUCCCAUGCAUAAUGACCUGCAAGGAAGAUCUUCUUGUGCAACCCUCCGCCUCGUAUGAAUGUUUUGAUUUGGUGACUUACUAUUCCCUUGUUUACAGCCUCUCUGACACUCUUGAUUUCCGAGAUUACUCCUCUGGAGGUGAUAAUGAAAUGAAUGGUCCAAGUAGUACACAUUCCUGUGGCAAUGCUUCUGUAACAUGCGCUAUGGAGGAGAAACAAUUGAACACCGGUAAUGGUGCGGACGUGGGAAGGCAGGAUGUUUUCCAAACAGUAGAUCAGUGGGUUCCUACACAAAAUGCCAGUGAUGAAAGUUUGGCUGGAUUUGCGGAAGUGGAAACGCAUGGAUGUAUGGAUUUUUCGUGUGCCCACGAGAAUGCGUUGAUCCUCAUCGGCGCAAGCGCCCAGUCGACUGGCGCUCCACAACGAGGUAAGGACGUCAGUGGAAACAGGACGUUAACAAAUAAUGACGCUCUGGGAGCUGAAGGGGAUCUUAGUUACCUCUUGCGCAUUUCUCCCACCCCACCUGUAAAGGCAAUUUCCAACAGCGACAUUCCGUUGUUCUCUGGAGACACUCCACCCCUUCUGAAUAGUUCAAAUCCAGGCAAUCCGCGCGAUGUGAAUUCGAGUCGUCUUUGCCUUCUUGGCAAUCUCGUGAACGUUCCAGCUGUCGAUCGAUCAAAUGAUAGGGUAAGCUAA